This is a messenger RNA of Thlaspi arvense, 891 nucleotides long. NCBI's taxonomy places the organism in Eukaryota, Viridiplantae, Streptophyta, Magnoliopsida, Brassicales, Brassicaceae. The record is from the annotation of a GenBank genome assembly.
AUGACGACUAAUCUCCCAUUUCCGAUUUCCAUGAAACUCAUCCUCUCUAGCUUUGCGUCUCUCGUGGCAAUCACUCUCUUCUUCAUCACCACAACCAAUUUCUCACCGUCUUCAUUUCAGCCGGCGCCGGAAAACACUCUCCAGAUCUCCAACUCCUCCACCGGAACUGAAUCACGUAGCGCAGAAUCCACGAGUUGCGGUAAGAUCCCUCCUUCGCUCGCCGAUGCUCUCGUUCACUACGCCGCCUCCAAUGUCACUCCUCAGCAAACACACUCUGAAAUCUCCGUCACCAAGAAGGUGUUAGAGAAGAAAUCGCCGUGCAACUUUCUGGUAUUUGGGUUGGGCCUGGACAGCUUGAUGUGGGCUUCGCUAAACCAUGGAGGAAGGACUAUUUUCUUAGAAGAGGACGAGUCAUGGAUCCGCCAAAUCGCCGAGAAAUUCCCGUCUCUGGAAUCGUACCACGUCCGGUACGAGACCAAGGUGAGAGACGCGACGGCUCUAAUGUUGACGGCGAGAGACAGAGAAGAGUGCCGUCGCGUGUCGACGGAUCUUAGGGUUUCUGAGUGCGAGCUUGCGCUGAAGAGCUUACCGGAUGUGGUUUACGAGACGGAGUGGGAUUUAAUCAUGGUGGAUGCUCCGACGGGGUUUCACGAAGACGCUCCGGGGCGGAUGACGGCGAUCUAUACGGCGGGGAUGAUCGCAAGGAUCCGAAAGGAAGAAGGAGAGACGACGGCGAUUUUCGUGCACGAUGUAGAUCGGACGGUGGAGGAUGAGUUCUCUAUGACGUUUCUGUGCAGAGAUUACAUGACGGUGCAACAAGGAAGGCUCCGCCAUUUUACGGUGCCGAGUCACCGGAACUCUGGUGUCUCCGGCGGUAAUUUCUGUCCCUGA